UCUGUCAAUCACAUUCACGGUGAACUUACAAGAGUGAAAUUAAGAAAUUUAUUCCGUUUUUUUCUUUUUUCUUUUUUUUUUCUCCAUUCGUUUCUCGUAGUAUACACAGCAGUUAGAUAUAUAUUUAAAUUUUAUGAGUCACUGUUUUGGCUCUGAUUAUAAAACCUUAGAAAUCAAUCAAUACAAUAUAAAACAUUCAUACUUAGACAUGUUUAAACUGUCAGCAUCACGCAUGUCUAAUUAUAGGGACAUGUAGGAGGACAGUAAUAUCCUAAAGCUGUGUAGGAGAGUCUUUAAAGUAUUGUUUGGAUUGAGUGGGAGCUAAUAAUGCCAUGACGGUACUUAAGGAGGCUGUUCUUCAGAGGGAGCUGCUCUCAGUCUGCGCUCCUCCACACACAUGUGAUGUGUUCCUGUUUUUCCCAAGCAGGUCCUUCUUUUUUUUCUUGUGCAUUUACAAGAUGUGUGCUUGUGGAGUAUCUGGGAUGUUUUUGACUUUUACUUUCCUGUUGCAUUUUCUGUGUGUUCACUCAAUAAAUCCUCUGUUUCCAAACGCAUCCAAAGGGAUGAAAGUGUCCAGGUCUGCGGCUGCUGAUGGACACAGAAGAGCCAAACACGGCAAAAGUAUAUUGUCAGCAUCACCGUUAUCUGGAGACAUACAGUCACAGCGGGCGAUCAAGGACACAAUUGAACCUCAUGAUUACAUGAUCUCCAUCUACAAGACCUUUUCCGCGGCUGAAAAACUGGGACUGAACGCGAGCUUUUUCCGCUCGUCAAAAGCCGCAAACACUAUAACGAGUUUUGUGGACGAGGGUCAAGAUGACCUUUUGAACUCCCCACUGUGGAGACAGAAAUACUUAUUCGAUGUAUCCACACUUUCUGAAAACGUGGAGCUCUUGGGUGCUGAACUGAGGAUAUACACAAAGAUCUCCGGAACGUUCCGAGCAUCAGAGACGGGCCCAGUGGAGAUACAGCUGCUUUCCUGUCAGUCGCACACUGUGCUUGACUCCAAAACCUUGGAUCUGGAGGAUGCACAUAAACCAAAAUGGGAGGUUUUCGACGUAUGGGAGACUUUUAAGGAACGUCAGCACCACUCUCACGGGACCCGCUUCUGUUUGGAGCUCAAGGCGAUGCUAGAUAAUCCUGAGAGGGAAAUUGACUUGCAAUAUCUUGGAUUUCACAGACAUGGCCGUCCGCAACUGAAGAAAGCCAUACUGGUUGUUUUCACAAGGUCAAAAAAGAGACAAAGCAUUUUUUAUGAAAAGAGGGAGAAGAUUAAACUGUGGGGUCUGAAGGAAAGAGGACCUCACGUGAAAUCCCGACGGAGUAGACGGACCGCUCUACCCAACCGCCAUGGCAAGAGGCACGGCAAAAAGUCCAAAUCUAGGUGCAGCAAAAAGCCCUUGCAUGUGAAUUUCAGGGAGCUGGGUUGGGAUGACUGGAUUAUUGCUCCCUUAGACUAUGAGGCGUAUCACUGUGAGGGCAUGUGUGACUUCCCCCUUCGAUCCCACCUGGAGCCAACCAAUCAUGCCAUCAUACAAACUCUAAUGAACUCCAUGAACCCCAGCAACAUGCCGCCCAGCUGUUGCGUCCCCUCCAAACUCAGUCCCAUCAGCAUCCUGUACAUUGAUGCAGGAAAUAACGUUGUAUACAAGCAGUAUGAAGACAUGGUGGUGGAGUCCUGCGGCUGCAGGUGAAUGUGCUGUUCAAACUAAUGAGGGAAUGUAAAUAAAAGUGUCUGACUUUCUCAUGUGUCUUCAACACUACUGGAAGCCUUAGCUGAAAUUAUAUACUGUAAUCACAGCUGUUGGCUAACUCUUAUCUGGAAUUAUGACUCUGGACUGGAAUACAAGCACAAAAAGAGAAGAAGAACAAAGACAAAUCUUCCACAUUGUACUGGUUAUUCUGCUACUGUACAUGAAAACAUUACUUAUUUCACUUAACUGGGCAUUUACUUCAAAUUGUGUGGACUUGACAGCUUUAUUCCUGCUUUAAAUAGCUGUAUUUUAUGGAUUUAUAUGUAAAUAAAUGAUUUCUUAAAAUUGUACAGGUACUAAUUUUAAUUUAAGUUAAUAUUCUCUUUAAGUGCUAUCAUUUAUUCAGUAAUAUUUUACACAUCUAAUAAGCUAUUUUAGUUAUUGUAUCUAUCUACCUCAUUGUUCAAAUUAUUGUGUAAAUGUCUUCCUUUGAGGGAUUAACAUCAUAAAAGGGUGUGUAAAUAUUUCAUAAAAGAUGUGAACCACAUUAUUCCUCCAAUAAAAUA
This is a messenger RNA of Megalobrama amblycephala (Wuchang bream), 2260 nucleotides long. RefSeq names its product growth differentiation factor 6b (gene gdf6b). NCBI's taxonomy places the organism in Eukaryota, Metazoa, Chordata, Actinopteri, Cypriniformes, Xenocyprididae. The record is from RefSeq and is a predicted model, not a curated record. Gene Ontology annotation, cellular component: extracellular region. Gene Ontology annotation, molecular function: cytokine activity; growth factor activity. Gene Ontology annotation, biological process: SMAD protein signal transduction; BMP signaling pathway.